Messenger RNA from Aplosporella prunicola CBS 121167, 945 nucleotides. RefSeq lists its product as uncharacterized. The annotation marks the transcript as partial. Gene Ontology annotation, biological process: regulation of cyclin-dependent protein serine/threonine kinase activity. NCBI's taxonomy places the organism in Eukaryota, Fungi, Ascomycota, Dothideomycetes, Botryosphaeriales, Aplosporellaceae. Gene Ontology annotation, molecular function: protein kinase binding; cyclin-dependent protein serine/threonine kinase regulator activity. The transcript has a single exon. Gene Ontology annotation, cellular component: cyclin-dependent protein kinase holoenzyme complex; nucleus. The record is from RefSeq and is a predicted model, not a curated record.
AACGUCAGCGCCGAGCACAAUGCUGCCGCUCUCGACUACUUUGUUCAGCUCCCCGUCUCCAAGGAGAUGAUCACCUACCUGGCACACAAGGCCACCCAAGUCAUCCGCUGCGAGCCUCAGCAGCUCAACAAGAACCUUCCUCCCACGCCUCCGUCGACGCCGCCUCAGCAACCCGCCUCGUUUGGUCGCGAGCCCGUUCUGCCUUCGGUUGAGACGUUCAUCACUUCGCUGGUUGAGCGCAGCCACGUCGGCGUGUCGACGCUGAUGACGUCGCUCGUCUACCUCGCCCGGCUCAAGGCUCGCCUGCCGCCCGUCGCCAAGGGCAUGCGCUGCACCGUGCACCGCAUCUUCCUGGCGUCGCUGAUCCUCGCGGCCAAGAACCUCAACGACUCGUCGCCCAAGAACAAGCACUGGGCGCGCUACAGCAUGGUCCGCGGCUACGACAACUUCGGCUUCUCGCUGACCGAGGUCAACCUGAUGGAGAAGCAGCUGCUCUUCCUGCUCGACUGGGACAUGCGCGUCAACGCCGACGACCUGUACACGCACCUCGAGCCCUUCCUCGCGCCCAUCCGCGACUACCAGACCCGGCAAGCCGAGAAGGCGCGCCUGGCCGCCAAGCGCAAGGAGAUGCAGGCGCAGCUGCACGCCGCGCACCAGGCCCACCAGCAACAACAAACGUACGGCCUCGCGCUCAGCGGCAUGCCGCUCACGCCCCCCGACGACCGCCGCAUCCCCUACUCGCACUACCGCCAGGACAGCAGCACCAGCAGCCACUACGGCAGCCACAGCCGCAUGCCCUCGCUGUCGCCGGCGUCGCGCACCUCGUCCUCGUCAUCAAACACGUCGCCCGCCAGCUCCGCUUCGUCGAUGCACGACGCCUCGCCUGUGCACGUCCAGCACCUGCACCGCUACGACGUCGAGGCCGGCGCCCACGUCGUCCACAUC